Messenger RNA from Cydia pomonella (codling moth), 2282 nucleotides. RefSeq names its product juvenile hormone epoxide hydrolase-like. Gene Ontology annotation, biological process: epoxide metabolic process. NCBI's taxonomy places the organism in Eukaryota, Metazoa, Arthropoda, Insecta, Lepidoptera, Tortricidae. The record is from RefSeq and is a predicted model, not a curated record. Gene Ontology annotation, molecular function: epoxide hydrolase activity.
UGCUUUCAGUCAGAACGUCUUCCGAUAUUUCACCGUAAGUCCUAUACACGAUUGCGACAUUUGCGACGACAACGUAAGGUCAAUGUCCAAGCAUUUAAGUCAGUCAUGUUGACGAGAACACCCGUGAAGUGUUGUGUAAUUUGUGUGUAAAAGAUGUUUAAAUAUAUAUCAUGGUUGGUAGCCGCCGUGGCCAUAAGCUAUGGGGUGUUCUUAACUUACUACAUCUACAAAGUACCUGAUAUGCCCCAACUGGACCAGGAUGUGUGGUGGGGCAAAUCACCGAGACCAAAGGAAGAGGACACCUCCAUUAGACAUUUUAAAAUUGAAUUUAAUGACACGGUGAUUGUUGAUUUAAAACAGAGAAUAAAAAACAGGCGACCCCUAACAGCGCCCUUACACGGCAUACAGUCUGAGUAUGGUAUAAACACCGUAUAUUUAGCGAAUUUGCUAACUUACUGGUCAGAAAAAUACAAUUUUAAAAAGCGAGCGGAAUUGUUGAACCGAUUCCCACAUUACAAAACCAAGAUACAAGGUUUAGAUAUCCAAUUUAUACGGGUGAAACCCUCAGUAAAGAAUGUCAAAGUAUUGCCAUUGCUCAUGUUGCAUGGUUGGCCCAGCUCCUCAAAGGAGUUUGUAAAAAUGAUUCCAAUAUUGACUACUCCUAAAAAUGGAUACAAUUUUGUGUUUGAAUUAAUUGUUCCUGAUUUACCUGGAUUUGGAUUUUCUGAGGGCACGAGGAAACCGGAACUUAAUCCAGUACAGAUAGGCAUAAUGAUGAGGAACCUGAUGAAACGGCUUGGUUUUAAUAAAUUCUAUGUCCACGCUGGGGACUGGGGCUCGCAGGCAGCCACGCACAUGGCCACCAUAUUCCCUGAUGAAGUGAUGGGAUUCCAUACAAAUAUGCCAUUAUCAGCAAGCCUUAAAAGUGGUCUCAAGAUCCUCUUAGGGUCACUAGCUCCCAGUUUAACGGGCGAUCAUUUUCACCGAUUAUAUCCCUUAAGUCAGCUAUCUCAUCUUGUUCUAGAAAGUGGUUAUUUCCAUCUUAUGGCGACUAAACCAGACACACUUGGUGUCAGCUUAACAGAUUCGCCAACCAGUUUGGCGGCUUAUCUAACGGAAAAAAUGGCAGUAGGCACUAACAGGGACCAAUUAGACACAUUUCAUGGAGGCCUGGAAAGCCUAGAACUGGAUGACGUCUUAGAUACUAUUACUAUUCAAUGGGUAAAUAAUUGUGCUGUCACCUCUAUGAGAGUGUAUGCUGAAGAUUACUUUGCUAGUUCGCCAGAGGUUUAUGAAUUACACAUGAUACCUACGAAGGUACCGACUGCUGCUAUCAAGUUGAAGUACGAAGUAAUGUGGCAACCUGAUUGGGUUCUCCGGGACAAAUUUCCUAACCUAGUGCGGUCCACAAGCUUAGAUUUCGGAGGGCAUUAUGCCGCCCUAGAAGUGCCUAAACUAUUAGCAGAUGACGUCUUUGCGGCUGGAGCCGAGUUCCAGAAAUUUCACGAGGCCAAUGGAAAAAUGUAAAGCCUAACGAGAUUCUAUUUGGGAGUUUACAUGAUUAGUCAAAUAUUUAUCAGACCGGUCAUGUCAACGGCUAAUUUCAAAACAUUGUUGUGGAAUGCUACGCAAUCUCGUCCUUUUACUGAUGUAAAUAUUAUAUUGUAGUGAAAUUUUUUUUUCUUGCAUCCUUGACAAUCUUUUUUGGUAUUUUUGUGGUAAAAUCCUUUAUAAUUGCGAAAUCUUUUUUUCUAGUUCGUCAGAUUCUUCUUGCCAGUAAAAUAAAUUAGUACCACUGAAAAUCAGCAACAUGGCGAAGGCCAAAUAAAAUUGGGUUAUGGUAUAAAUCGUCUGGUGAGAAGCAAAAAUUUCUAAAACAUAAUUAAACAAAAAUCAACGUUACUUCAGUAGUAAUAUGGUUCAUUAUGGCUAUGGACUUGUGGUAAUUAGUAGGUUUUGCUUGUCACCUGAUGAAAUGAAGCAACGAAGUGCUCCAAUAAUUACGGCGUUAUUCAUAAAGGUCUGUGAAGUCUAACAUGCCAUUCCUAAUCUAUUCCUAUCCGUCAUUAUAUUAUUUGUGUUGAAUAUAAAGAUACAAAAUGUAACAUUAAGCUUGGUAAGAUUUAAAGUUGUAGAGGGUUAGUGGUUAAAGGUGACAAUUGAAUGGCGACUACAGCAGCAUUACUGCUGCGGAAUUUUACAGUAAAAUGCUACUUUUUCACAUUGCACAUUUCUCGGCAUCAAAAACUACAAUAAAGCGUUCUGCGUUCGUCUUAUUUUAA